Molecule: messenger RNA, 2799 nt
Organism: Actinia tenebrosa (Australian red waratah sea anemone)
Lineage: Eukaryota; Metazoa; Cnidaria; Anthozoa; Actiniaria; Actiniidae
Product: RAD50-interacting protein 1
Biological process (GO): retrograde vesicle-mediated transport, Golgi to endoplasmic reticulum; endoplasmic reticulum to Golgi vesicle-mediated transport; regulation of ER to Golgi vesicle-mediated transport
Cellular component (GO): Dsl1/NZR complex
Source: RefSeq, a predicted model, not a curated record
UUCAUAGAACUCUAAUAACUCUACUAGCAGUAAUUAUGAAUCCUACUUUUAAGAAAUAGGAGAGGUUUUCUCUACCUGAAGCUUUAUUUUUUUGACAGCGUUGGAAAACGAUCGAAAAAAGAGUUAAAUUCAUUUUAGUCUACAUUGGUUGUGUUUUUGUAUUAGGAGAUUCGCCCUAGUCUCUCCCAGUCAAAGGUUUCCAAGAUGGCGGACGAACAAGAAGGAGACGAAGGCAGUGGUGAUGAAAAAUUAACCUUACAACUAACAGAAUACUUAGACGAUGUACUAGGAACCAACGUAACAAGCCUUAAGAAGGUUCAUUCUUUAUUAGACACUACACUGAAGAAGGAAAAAGAGCUAAAGAAGAGACUGGAUGAUGCAAAGAAAACAAAACCAGUAGAAGUCCAAGAAGCACUAGACAAUGGGAAAUCCUCUAUGGAAAACAUCAAAGAUCUUCAAACCCAGAGGGAAGAGGUUCUCGAAAAGGCUAAGAGUAAAGUGAAUAAAGUGAAGCCACUGGCCGAACACUUGUCUCAUUUGGCAGACCAGGUUGCAGAUAUUGAACGCUUCCGAACAUAUAUCAGUUGGAUACAGAAAUUAGAAGCUGUGAGUACUGGUAUCCAGGAAAAUCUAGAGGUCGGCAUAUUAGGUGCAGCAGUGGAUCAAUACUCUAUUUUAGCAGCUGUCACCAAAGUACUGGAAAGUUCAUCUUGUGACAACUUGAAGGCAUUUUCCCAAGAAAUGUUGAUCUUUUGGAGAAGAGUCUUGCUUGAAAAACUGGCCAGUGAAUUUGAUGAAGUCACAAAAGCCUUAAGGUGGCCAUUCACAUCUCUUUCAACUGCUCCCCCACUAUCAACUACCUCUGAAGUUUACAAGAAGUUGGAGAAACUGUUCCUACUGCUACUGAAAAUACAGGACUCUAAAGUAUCUGAUAAUGAUGAGAGUAUAAGUAAAGCAGGGGUGAAGGAGAAGGAAGUUCCUCUACCAAUUGAUUGGCUACUUAAACCACUGAGAAAAAGGUUUAAAUUUCACUUUUAUGGGAAGAAGCAAACAAACAACCUUGAAAAGCCAGAGUGGUUCUUCACUCAAAUAUUGAACUGGAUCAAGAGCCAUGGUGACUUCAUUCAGCAUACGGUACAACCAAUAUUUGACAAGGCUAAUCUUGGAUAUAUUGAUGCCAAGUUUGAGUUUAUUCGUGGGCUGCUCAAGAUCACAGUUGAGAAGAUGGAACAUUCUGUUCCCUUGUUGCUAACAGAUGAUGCUCUGUUUUCCCAUUUUGUUGACGAAACCCUCCUCUUCCAGCAAGAGGUUCAUAAUUUGUAUGACUAUCCCACCAGUGACCAUCAGUGCUUGAAUGUCUUAGUAAUGCCCAAGUGCCUUGACAAGUGGGUUGAACUAGAGCACAGAUAUGCAAAGGAGAACCUCAAAUCAUUGGUAACAUCAUCGACGGCAUGGAAGGGAAAGUACCAGGAUGUUGGAGGUGAAGUAGAUGAGACAAGAACACCUGAAUGUGCUGAAGGAUUUGUUACACUAUUGACUGUUAUAACAGACCGCUACAAGGAUUUAACAUCACACGAGAACCAGAUGCGAUUUCUCGACGUUCAGCUUGAUCUCUUACGAGAAUUCAUCGAUGAUCAGCUGAAUGAGAAAGCCAAAGAAUAUUCUAACAACCCUAUCGAUCCCAUGUUUCUCUCUGUGCUCAAUGCGGCUCAUUUUAUAUCCUACGUACUUGAAGACUGGACUGAACAAGCGAUUUUCUUACAGUUACACGAACAAAAGUUAUUAAGCAACUGUGAAGCGCCUGAUGAACAGUCCACAGGAGUUUUUGAUCAUUCUCUCCGGAAACUGCACAACCUCAAAGAAAAAAUGUUGCAAAAGAUUGUAGAAAAAGUUAUAAACGAUUUUAAAGAUAGGAGUACAGCAUAUAAGAGAGAGAGGUGGCAUAGUCUUCCCUCUCCUAAAGAACUCGCCGUCAUGGCUCUUUCUUCUGGAGCUUGUGAUCUCCUUCUAUUUUUAAAAGACAGACUCAAGAAUUUUGAACGACAGCUCGCGCGGGCCUUGUUCUCAACAUUAUGGCAGCGUCUGGCACAAGAACUGAACAACGUCAUUUACAAAGAGGUUAUUCUUGAGUGUCAUUACAAUGAAGGCGGAGCAGCGCAACUGCAGUUUGACAUGACGAAGCAUUUGUUCACUUUGUUUGGGGAAUACACGUCGAAACCUGAAAACUACUUCAAGGAGGUCAAGGAAUGUUGCAUCCUCCUGAACCAACUACCAGGCUCAGCUAUUCUUAUCAUGGAAACUCUCAAUAAUCGUCAGUCAUACGUUGAUGACCUCAACUCCUCUCCUAAAGCUACACUCAAUGAACUAGGAGUUUACAGACUGUCACCUAAAGACGCUCUGCGCGUGCUCAAUCUGAGAAUCAACUGGCCAAAAACAUGAGCAACCGACGUCGAUACUCCUUCCACAGGGUGACCAUGGGUUACCCCAGGAUCUUUACGCUACGCCAUAGGGUGACCAAACCAUUUUGUACCUCACCACAGGGUGACCAAACAAUUCGUGCUUCGUCAACAUUACAGAAUUUUCCUCUAAUUGAAAAAUACAAUGACUAGCUCCUACUUAGUCAUGUGAGCUGAUCUGAUAAGAAAAACCACGUGACUCAACUCGGUUACCUUGGAGACACUUGUCGAAAAUUUCAUAUACAUUUUAUUAAAAUUGUCAUUGCCAUCGUACAUAAUAUAUUGGUUUGUAACCAAAAUGAAAUCAUUACUACAAAUUGAAAUUAAAGAUUAUUGAUAUAUU